Macrobrachium nipponense is the source of this 1445-nucleotide messenger RNA. Its product is annotated as glycine receptor subunit alpha-2-like. Gene Ontology annotation, cellular component: synapse; plasma membrane; neuron projection. Gene Ontology annotation, molecular function: chloride channel activity; transmitter-gated monoatomic ion channel activity involved in regulation of postsynaptic membrane potential; excitatory extracellular ligand-gated monoatomic ion channel activity. Lineage: Eukaryota; Metazoa; Arthropoda; Malacostraca; Decapoda; Palaemonidae. The transcript has 11 exons. Gene Ontology annotation, biological process: chloride transmembrane transport; nervous system process; chemical synaptic transmission. The record is from RefSeq and is a predicted model, not a curated record. Bases 199 to 1353 code for a protein of 384 amino acids.
GACUGUCUCAGAUUCAGUAGUCUCUUGGCAAGUGAGGGAACAGGAGGAAGGGCGAACGAGAAUUAUAGGUACUUCUCACUGAGAGAAUAAGAGAGAAGAAGGAGAAAGAGAGAGUGAGACAGACAGAAACGUUGCAAGCACAGGCAGGAAGUAUUAUGAUAUAGGAAGCCGUCGUCGAGUCUACUGCGCCAAGUGAGAAUGUGGUCCUCCUUUUUUACGCAAUUGUUAGCGCUGCUAUUCAUAGCAGGAUGUGCGACGGGAAUCACCCAGCAACGGAAAGUACUAGAACAACUACUAAAAUCUUACGACGUCAACGAGUGGCCUGACGCAGACUAUGACAGACCGACGAACAUUUCCAUACAGAUGUUCAUCAACUCUUUCGGCUCGCUCAAUGCAGCUAACAUGGACUACAGCAUCGACGUGUUUCUUAGACAACACUGGGUAGACGAACGUCUGAAGAACUCCUUGAACAGGAGCAUGACCAUAAGGGACCCAGAGAUGCAGAAGAAAAUCUGGCGCCCUGACACUUACUUCCACAACGUGAAAGAUGCCGAGAUCCACACUGUCACCAUGCCCAAUAUCCAGUUCAGAGUCACCAACACGGGCCAAAUUCUCUACAGCGUAAGGGUCAACGCCAAGCUAUCUUGCCACUUGAUGCUCGAGCACUAUCCGUUCGAUGAACAGACUUGCCAUGCUCAUCUCUCUUCUUAUGCCAAUACAGAUGAAAUCAUCCACUUCCACUGGGUCGAAAGGAUCCCAAUUGACCUCCCGGACGAGCUUGAAAUUGCUCAGUUUGACUUGUUAGGCUACUCUGCUUCUGAGGAACUCAUGCCAUUGCAAACAGGGAACUUCAGUUCCCUUAAGGUGGACUUCCAACUUCGUCGUCAGAAUGGGUACCACAUCCUGCAGACUUAUGUGCCAACAGUUUUAAUUGUAUCCAUCUCUUGGGUCUCAUUCUGGUUGGAUCCUAAUUCUGUUCCUGGACGUGUUUCCAUUGGCGUCACUACACUGCUGACACUUACCACCUUGGCUGGUGGCAUUCGCCAGCAGCUUCCUCCAGUCUCAUACAUCAAAGCCAUCGAUGUAUGGGUUGGAAUGUGUAUGAUAAUGGUAUUUGGAGCCCUACUUGAAUUUACUCUCGUCAACUGGCUGGCCAAUAAGAAGAUAUUGGAUACCCAAACUUGUCAACUGAUGCCAAUGUGUAAAACAGGUGAGGACGACGAGAGUCCCAAGACAUACGUAAAUCAAGCCCGUUUCCUUGAUCGAAUCAGCCGAGCUCUAUUUCCUGGAUCGUUCCUUCUCUUCAAUUUCAUCUACUGGCCUUAUUACCUUUCCGAUUACAACCUUGAGUGAUACCUUACCAACAAAAAAUGCUUAUCUUUUGUAACAGAGGUCUGUCAAUAAACAGUUUUGUUACCGGUGAAUAAAGUCUAUUCCUUUUUAAA